This is a messenger RNA of Trichomonas vaginalis G3, 558 nucleotides long. RefSeq names its product organellar and viral DNA polymerase type B. The record is from RefSeq and is a predicted model, not a curated record. The transcript has a single exon. Bases 1 to 558 code for a protein of 185 amino acids. NCBI's taxonomy places the organism in Eukaryota, Parabasalia, Trichomonadida, Trichomonadidae.
AUGGACAAAGAUUGCGAUAUGGUAUAUAAGAACAUCUCUGACAUAUACAAAUCUGGGGAGUUUAAGACCUACGACAACUUUGUUUCGUUAGUUGCUGAAUGUGUAUGGCAGAUAAGAGAUAAAGAUAGAAGAGGUAAGAUAUGGAAUGAACAGAUAAAACCCGCAACUUUUGAGUUAAAGAGAGCAAUUGACGCCUUAGUCAUACUAGCAGGUAAGGUUUCAGAAUAUAACGCAAAAAUGAACCCACAAUGUUCUAAAUGUAAAGCAGCAAUGAGGAAAUAUAACUACUCCGUCAAAGAGAUAGAACGUAUGCGAAACGACUAUGCUGACUUAAAGAAAGAAGCAGAAAAGCCAGCAGAAAAUAAAAUGGACAUGUUGACAUUUCUAAACAAAAACUAUCCAACAGCUGACGAUUUCCUUCUUUCAGAUGUCAAGAAGAAAUAUAAAGAAACUUUCGGCAUUGUGAAAACAUUCGAUAUCCUUCGUGAAGAAAUAGAAGCUACAAAACUGUUUAGAAUUUCACGAAUUCACAAUGUUUACCAUGUAAAACGCUUAUAA